UAUGGUGACAAGGCCAUGGAUCAAGCUGCAGUGUAGAUGAUGCAGAUAUUUCUCGGAGGGUGUUAACAUGCAAGAACACUGAUUUCCUCAAUUGCUGGCCAAAGAGUAAUAUAAUGGUCAUUGUCAUCUUCUCAGCUGUAAAUUAUUGAUACUAUUCUCUUAUUAACUGGUCCCAGAAUAAUUAUAAUAGUAAAUUUAAACAAAUUCUAUAAAUGUAGCUAAAAUUUCUAUAUGUACCAAACUUCCAGCAACAUGUUGUGUAAGCUUUUUGUUUAUCAUCAGUAGACUUUGACUGCAUGUGGUGUUAUUCCUCCGCUCACAUACUUGUAGAAAUUAUUCCAAUUAUUACAUACUCAUUGGCUGUUGUCCUCAGUGUAGUUGUUUUAUAUUACCUUCUAGAAGUACAGCUGAGCUCCUGAACAGGCAACUUUUUGUAAUGUGAACUAAUGUCCAUUCUAAGUCUGUUGGUAUCUGUUUCUACCUCUAAAAAUAAACUUUCAUGUGUGACAGUAACUGUAAAGAACUAUACUAAAAAAGUGCUGACAAUGAAAGGUGUUUGAGGUAAUGUUUUAGGUUGGUCAUGUAAAGAAUAAGUCCACAAAUUCCUUAACAUUACCAUGGCAAUGAUUAUAAUGUCAGUCAUAACACACAUAAAUAGCCAUAAACAAUAUGUUAUCUUCCUAAUUUGUACUUUUAUGCCAAAUAUAAUUAGGGUAAUCAAUAAAGUUGACAUGGGUGAGCCAUGAAGCAUGCAAGGAUAUGAGAAAUGCACAUACAGUUAUGAUCAGAAAACCUGAAAAGAAAAGACCAUUUGGGAGAUCUUGGCAUAGGUGGGAGGGUGGUAUUAAAAUGAAUUUAAACAAAUGGGUUAUCAGUAUGUGAACUUCAUUCAUUUGGCUCAGGAUAUGAUCCAGUGGCAAUGUGUGUGAACACAGUAACUGAACCUUCAUGUUUCAUAAGUAGCUCUAAAUAAGCAUGUUCAUGUCAUCUUUCUUGGCAUCUUACCAAAGUGAGGACUGGAAGGUUAGUAUGACACUCUGUACAUGCUCUUCUCAGUACUACUGUCCAAAAUAACAUUUCUCCAUUGUACGCACAGUAUGAGCAGUGUGCACGUGUAAAAGUGGAGCCAUCACCACUGCGCAGAACCUUUUUUAACCAGCGAAUACCUGCUUUGCUGUCCCAUUGCAUGAACCAAGCUGUAACGAGCUAAACCAAAAUCACUGUGAAGUGCAGACAUGGACAAUACACUGCUUCUGGCAAUGGCGGCCUCGCUGGGGUACAUGACCACUGGACUUGUACGUGGGUUCUCUUCGCCUGGGGUACCCUCCAUGAAGCAGAUAUCGCCCCAUCUCGUGCCCGACGACAAUGCUUUUUCGUGGAUAAGUUCUAUUCCUCCAUCUGGCGCUUUCAUGGGGAGUUUGUGUGCCGGUCCAUCGAUGCAGUUGCUGGGCCGUAGACGGACCGUGAUGUUAAGUUCACCUCUGUGGGUCUUGGGUUGGUGUCUUAUUGCCCUUGCUCAGAAUUAUGAGAUGAUGCUGUUUGCAAGAAUCCUCACCGGCUUCUGUGUUGGACUUGUAACACCGUCGACUGCUGUAUAUGUUAGUGAAUGCUCAUAUCCUGAGAUCCGUGGGGUUCUAGGUUCAUUACCAGCGCUAUUCAUGGCAGGUGGUAUCCUGCUGUCAUACAUAAUGGGAGCAUGGUUACCAUGGAACCAACUAGCAUGGGCAUCAGCAGUUUUCCCAGCUCUGUUGCUUGUUGUUAUGAUACCACUACCAGAAUCACCUGCCUGGUUGCUCUCAAGAGGUCAAAUUGUUGAUGCAGAUAAAUCUCUCAAGUGGCUACAUCAUCAACCACGCACACCAAGUAGUAGCAUACCCGUAGAACUUCGGCAGACGUCAGUUUUUACUGUCACGUCCGAGGCUACACAGCCAUCAGUUUCUUCAAAUAAAAAUUUAAAGAGCGGAUUCAGUAGAAAAGAACUUUUCCGUCGACCUGUUCUUGUACCUUUUGCACUUACCUUUACUUUAUUAAUAUUCCAACAGGUUAGUGGGAUUGAUGCCAUAAUUUUCUAUACUGUUUCCAUCUUCCAUUCAGCUGGAAGUCAAAUAGAUGAUCACUUGGCUACCAUUCUGGUUGGUUUGGUUCAACUAGUUGCUAAUUUUGUGUCACUAUUUAUUGUGGAUCGAGCUGGAAGGAGACCAUUGCUGAUAGCAUCAGGAGCACUAAUGUGCGUUGCUCUUGCAGCUUUGGGUGUACACUUCCAUCUCCAGAAGUAUGGCAUGGGUGAGGGUUUGGGGUUGUUGCCUCUUAUCAGCCUUACGGUAUUCAUGGUUGGCUUUUCCAUUGGCUAUUUGAAGUGA
This is a messenger RNA of Zootermopsis nevadensis, 2360 nucleotides long. Lineage: Eukaryota; Metazoa; Arthropoda; Insecta; Blattodea; Termopsidae. The record is from RefSeq and is a predicted model, not a curated record.